Molecule: messenger RNA, 1157 nt
Organism: Salmo salar (Atlantic salmon)
Lineage: Eukaryota; Metazoa; Chordata; Actinopteri; Salmoniformes; Salmonidae
Gene: atp6v1g1
Product: ATPase H+ transporting V1 subunit G1
Biological process (GO): synaptic vesicle lumen acidification
Cellular component (GO): vacuolar proton-transporting V-type ATPase complex; synaptic vesicle membrane; vacuolar proton-transporting V-type ATPase, V1 domain
Molecular function (GO): ATP hydrolysis activity; proton-transporting ATPase activity, rotational mechanism
Source: RefSeq, a predicted model, not a curated record
UAGAUUUAGUCACAGGCUGCUGCGGGGUGCAUCUCGGAUACGCCGGGGGGCAAAUCGACCGCACUCCCAGUCACGUGGUUUGAGCAUGACAAAGGUAUGAUGCGUUGUCAGCUGACUGCAGUAAAUUCACCGACCUUCUCUGCAAACACAGACCAGCAGCUGGAACACCAUCUUCUUGUCCAUCUAGACCUCUCUCUCCGAACCGAAUAAUGGCUAGCCAGUCCCAAGGUAUCCAGCAGCUACUGCAAGCUGAAAAACGAGCUGCAGAAAAGGUAGCAGAAGCCCGUAAACGUAAGAACCGUCGGCUGAAGCAGGCCAAGGAGGAAGCCCAGGCAGAGAUUGAGCAGUACCGUAUGCAGAGGGAGAAGGAGUUUAAGACCAAGGAGGCUGCGGCUCUUGGAUCCCAUGGUAACUCUGCUGUGGAGGUGGACAAAGAGACGGUAGGCAAGAUGGGCAGCAUCCAGACUAGCUACCAGCGGAACCGCGAAGGGGUGCUGGGCAAUCUGCUGAAGAUGGUGUGUGACAUCAAGCCAGAGAUCCAUGCCAAUUACCGUUUUGCUGGUUAGAAUCCCCCCCAUCCCUUAAACUAAGGAAGCACUGACACCCUCCCAUUGCACUGCCAUCAGUUUACAUGCUUCAUUGAUAAGUCUACUACACCCAUGGAGCAAACUCCUUUCUCUGCCUACUCACUUGAAUGCUCUAUUCAUAAGUCUUAUUUUCUCUAGAAAUUGAAUCAUCAGAUGGGUAUAAGAUUCACAUAGGUAGGCUAUACAUUUAUCUAGUCUAAUAUAAAGCAUAUUGACUCAAUUAGUUAAUCGAAGCAGGCAGAGGUUGUUUUGGUCUGAUGCAGUGCAAUGUCUCUGUGGUUCUGUCUUAUUGGCUUCUAGUAUCAAUGUGUUUCUGUGAUGGUUAGUGUAUAUGUGUGACAUCUAUUUAUAUGGACUUAUUUGUGGAGAUGAAUAAAGUACUAAUUCUAAUUAAUAGAAUUUUAGCCCAAAAAUAAGCAAUUCAAUUUUGAAAAUCAAUCUGUUUUGUUUUAAGUGUUUUCGUGCUAUGAAUAUAAGAUCCUGUGUGUGUGUGUAUAGUGGACAUUCUUCUGUUUAGACAUUGUGACAUUAUGAAACUUUAAUAAAGUGUUCUGGUGACUUUCAUCUCAA